AUGCCCUGGACCAUAUUGCCUGCACUGCUGGUACUAUGGGGUGUUUGUUGGAUGUUCAUCCUCGGCCCUGGUGAUCUUGAGCCUGAAAAGUUCAAAGCGCCUGUUCCGACGUUCUCACCAGCUCCAGCUGCCUAUGACUUUUUUGACAACUCGGGCCAAGCGUACUACAAUUGCUUUGAGCACCCUUCUAUCGACAGCCUCCCGUUCGACAACGAUGGCGCCGGUGUUGAUCCCAUAUACUUGGUUCAAGCUGCUCCUCAAGAUCCAGUCUUUUUGUCUUUUGACGUGUUACCGAGGAACAGUGCAGGGAUUACGGAAACGUCGUCGAAAGAAGAGCUCACUGAAGCGCUGCCAGCUGCUGUCACUCCAGAUUCAAUACUACAGUCCUACGGAGCCACGAGCAGCCAAGAGCCAUUCAAUGCAAUGGUUAAUGUUGCAUCGGUUGAUCAGGGAGUUCAAAAUGCUGGUGGCCAGAAGAGCACAUCUUCCUUUGUAUGUCCGAAAUGCCAGCAGACAUUUGCAACAUCCUUCACUCUCAACCGACAUCAGAAAGAAGCGCACAAGGAUGCAGCAUCCAGCCCUGAACAGUCGUUUCCAUGCCCGAACAGAGGCUGUAAGAGGUCAGAGGGAGGGACUCCCUUCCCACGUCUUUAUAAUCUGAGAAGACAUCUUCGGAUUUGCAACCACGAUCCGAAGGCUUCGACCUCAUCGGCCGAGUCGGACGGCACAGAAGAGCAGCCAGUGUCUCAUCCAGUUUCAACACCAGCCUUACCUGCUGAGCUACAGCCUGCUGAGCCACUAUCAGAGUGUUCAUCAGGAGAGAGCAGCACUAGAAAAAGGUCGAGGUCUGAAAAUGAUGGGGAGGAAACCGGUGAUGACUGGAGUGAGGAAUCAUUGCUGAGAGAGAUGAAAAAGAAGCUCAAGCGAAUGGCUCAAGAGGUCAAAGAGAAGGAAGAUGCAUAUCUCCGGGCUCGGGAGGGGCUGGAAUCCUUUCAAAAGACCAUCCAAGUCAUGGAAGACUCGCUCCGAAAGUCCUAG
Messenger RNA from Fusarium musae, 1038 nucleotides. RefSeq lists its product as uncharacterized. NCBI's taxonomy places the organism in Eukaryota, Fungi, Ascomycota, Sordariomycetes, Hypocreales, Nectriaceae. Bases 1 to 1038 code for a protein of 345 amino acids. The transcript is spliced from 3 exons. The record is from RefSeq and is a predicted model, not a curated record.